Portunus trituberculatus (swimming crab) is the source of this 2770-nucleotide messenger RNA. RefSeq names its product mucin-13-like. The record is from RefSeq and is a predicted model, not a curated record. NCBI's taxonomy places the organism in Eukaryota, Metazoa, Arthropoda, Malacostraca, Decapoda, Portunidae. The transcript has 2 exons. Bases 441 to 1148 code for a protein of 235 amino acids.
GUGGAUGACGCAGCAGGCCUCUCGGUGUGUGGCAGACAGACUGGGCAGACUGAGGGUGGUGAGGAUGUGGUGGUGGUUGGUGUAGGCAGGGCCGAGGGUGACCCUGCAUCACCUCACCGUCACAUUCACUGGCUGGUGGUGUUGAGUGGAGGAGAGAGAGGAGGGCCACGCUGGGGAGGCACACAUGAGUCUGAGGAGGAUGAAGGUGAGGUGCAGUACAUUCCCUCCUCAACUUGUCUGCCAGCGUCUCCACGGACUUGAGUCUGCGCUGCUGACCCACUGUGGGGGUGACAUGCUGCUUCCAGGUCAGCUGGUCAUCCACCGUAACACCGAGAAGGUUGGCCGACCGGACCACUUGGAGGCGAUGAAGGCCCACAGAGCUGCGGGGAGGAGGCACUGCUGCUGAGGAGACAGCAGUGGCGGCGGUGGCGGUGGCGGUGAUGGUGGUGGUCACGUAUAGCGAGUUAGGGGAGGCGCAUCCGGUCGCUAACAAGAGCAAGCUAGACAAACACAAAGUGGCCCUCAAGACUCCUUCAAAACCCGGGAAGCAAGUGAAGGAGAGGAAGGAGGACGAGAGAGAACUAUCAACCAUCUCCUCUGUUACCUUCUCCGUGUCCUCCUCCUCUUCCUCUUCCUCUUCCUCUAGCAUGAGAAGACCAGAAUAUUUAAACGCCUCUCUCUUUAGACACCAAGUAACCGGGAGGAGGCAAGCACACACCCUGCCACACGCCACCACACGCCAAGAGCUCCCCACACUUACUGAAACACUACCUGGGCUUACAAUUAACACCCCAGUUAACCCCACGGAGCCCCAGACCACAGAAAAGGCCCAAACUUCACCCCCAAACACCUCAGAACAGACCCCAGAUAGCCCCACGGGGAUCACAAACCAGCCAUCUACAGAAACAGACCCCGAGAUCACAAGCCAGCCACCAGUCAGCCCUCCAGACUCACUCAAAGGGACAAAUCAGCCCCCUUCUAGCCUUCCAGCCCCUUCAGACCCCGCGGAAACGUAUGCUGAAGUGGAUUAUGAUGGGUUUUUUAGUGCAUGGGAGGAUGUGUCGCCUUUUGAGGGGGAGAGGGGGCUGACCAGAGGGGACGUUGAGGGGGGAAGGUAUGUGGUAGGGUUCAGACCUCUUGGGUUCUAAUUAAUGGGGUUCUGUAGUCUAGGGUUCGGGAUAAUGAGGUUUGGUUAGGUUUGGGUGUGUGGUAAGGUGUUUUUUUUUUUUUUUAUUUAUUUUUUUUUUUUGUCAAUUUGUGUCCAAAAAUAGUUUGUGUUGUGAGUGUGUCUAAGAGAAAGUGUCAUGUGUUGUGAAUCUGUCUAGAGGUGUGAUAUUAUGACGUCUUUCCCUGUAUUUCUGUCUACCACUGUGAUAAAGCUCAGUAGAAUAACAACUCCCUGUCUUAAUGUGCUUCAAAAAUGUCCUAAUCUGUCUAACACUGUGAUAAGAUAUAGUAGAAUUUUUUUACUUUCCCUGUAGAACUGUCUUAAAGUGUCAUAAGUGUCCUAAUCUGUCCAGUACUGUGAUAAGAUGCAGUAGAACCUUAACUUUCCGCGUAAAAGUGUCUUAAUGUGCCUUAAAAAUUACGGAAUCUGUCUGACACUGCGAUGAAAAGCAACAGAAUUUUAACUUUCCGUCUAAAAGUGUCUUAAUGUGGUUUAAAAAUGUGCUAAUCUGUCUAAUACUGUGAUGACAUGCCGCAGAUUUUUAACUGUAUCAAAAUGACCUGUUUUUGUCUAAUUGUGUGAUACAACGCAGAAGAAUGAUCAUUUUCCCUCUGAAACUGUCUUUGGGCUUCAAAAUUACACAAUCCGUCCAAUAUUGUGAUGCAAGGCAGUGGAAUGAUAACUUUCCGUCUAAAACUGUCUUAAUGUUCUUCAAAAUGACCUAUUUCUAAUACUGUGAUGAAGCGCAGUACAAUUAUAACCUUUCUGUCUAAAACUGUCUUAAUGUUCUUCAAAAUGACCUAUUUCUGUCUAACACUGAUGAAGCGCAGUACAAUUAGAAGCUUCCGUCUAAAACUGUCUUAAUGUUCAAAAUAAGCUAUUUCUGUCUAACACUGUAAUGAAAGGCAGUGGAAUUCUCUUAAUUGUCUUAAUGUUCUUCAAAAUGACCUACUUCUGUCUAACACUAAUGAUGCGCAGUACAAUUAGAAGCUUCCGUCUAAAACUGUCUUAAUGUUCUUCCAAAUGAGCUAUUUCUGUCUAACACUGAUGAAGCGUAGUUCAUUUACAAGAUUUCGUCCAAAAAUGUGCAACUAUACUCUUAAAACACUUUACUUUCUCAUUUCUACCAUGUGGGCAUUUCAAGGGAGUUUCUGUGCUAAAGGGGAUACUAUUUGUGACUCCUCCUAUCUCAAAGCCCACCGUCGCUCCGAGUGAGGAAGCCCAACCUACACUCCGACCGUGGACAGGAUUCGAACCCGUGCGCUUGGAGACCCCUCGGACCCCAAAGCACGCAGGGGUCCACUGUACCAACAUAUGAAUUUAAUGUUUCAGUCUGUUUAAAAAUGUGAAUUCCUAGUUUUAUGUCUAGAAAAUGUUGAAGGAAUGUGUGUGUGUGUGUGUGUGUGUGUGUGUGUGUGUGUGUGUGUGUGUGUGUGUGUGUGUGUGUGUGUGAAGAGUCUGUCCACAGCACGCCUGUCUAAAAAUGUGAUGAUAUAUUGAAACUGUCUAUUUCUGUCUGUCUGUCUACAAACUGUUGUGUCAUGUCCUUAGUUGCCAUGUCUAAAAUCUGUCUAUUCUGUCUAUUAAAAUGUGAUAAGAUAC